This is a messenger RNA of Cygnus olor (mute swan), 14905 nucleotides long. RefSeq names its product tubulin delta 1 (gene TUBD1). The record is from RefSeq and is a predicted model, not a curated record. The transcript has 9 exons. Gene Ontology annotation, biological process: microtubule cytoskeleton organization; mitotic cell cycle. Gene Ontology annotation, cellular component: cytoplasm; microtubule. Gene Ontology annotation, molecular function: structural constituent of cytoskeleton; GTP binding. Bases 427 to 1788 code for a protein of 453 amino acids. NCBI's taxonomy places the organism in Eukaryota, Metazoa, Chordata, Aves, Anseriformes, Anatidae.
GGCAGCAGCGCCGAAAUCGGUACCGGGAAUUAAAAAUAGCACAUACCUGCCCGCAGCGGGGUCCGCUCGCAGGCUGCGUUCCAAAGAAUGCUGGUGCAGAAGUGCUCCAGCACAGCUGGGGUGGUAAUGAAAUAUAGUCCGGAAUAACGGAGUCAGUUUGGAAAAAAAACAAACAAGCAAACUGUUUUUUGUAAAAAUAGAAAAGUGCAAAUACGGCUACUGCAAAACGCUGAGUGGGGAGAAUGUCAAACACACCAGUACUGUAUCAAAAACUUUUCUCUGUGUGUGGAAAUCUAGGGAAUCCCAUUGUCACCGCAGCAGAUUUGGGCACCAGGCGCACAGCAGUGCAGGACUGGAAAUCAAUGAGACUUGUGGACAGGCUUCACAUUUCUUAAGCCCUAUGGGUUAAACACAAGGUGAAUAAGCAUGUCAAUAGUUACAGUCCAGCUCGGACAGUGCGGUAAUCAAAUUGGUCGUGAGGUGUUUAAUGCUAUCUGCAGUGAUGUCCAUGGCGCACACGGACUGUGUUCCAAGAAGGAGAGUGAAUCCUACCAUGAUGCAUGUAAAGAACGCUUUUUCAUCGAGGCAGAAUCUGGAGUACCUGUUGCCCGGGCUGCGCUUGUUGACAUGGAACCUAAAGUAAUCAGCCAAACUCUGUCAAUAGCUGCCAAGUCUGGCUACUGGAAAUACGAUGAUCAUUCACACUUCUGUCAGAAGCAAGGGUCUGGGAACAACUGGGCAAAUGGUUACACUGUUCAUGGGCCUAGACACAAAGAAGUAAUCAUGAAUCUGGUACAAAAAGAAGCAGAGAAAUGUGACCGACUUGGUGGAUUUUUCACGAUAAUGAGCAUGGCUGGUGGUACAGGAUCUGGUUUAGGAGCAUUUGUGACCCAAUGUUUGAGAGAUGCUUUUCCAUCCUCGUUUAUAUUAAACCAUGUUAUCUGGCCCUACGGCACUGGUGAGGUCAUUGUUCAAAACUACAACUCUGUUUUGACUCUGUCACAUCUGUAUCAGUCAUCAGAUGCUCUUCUUGUUCACGAAAAUGAUGUCAUCCACAAGAUCUGUGCUCAGCUGAUGCAUAUGAAACAGAUCUCCUUCAAGGAUGUAAACCAAGUCAUUGCACAUCAGCUAGGGAGUGUUUUCCAGCCCACUUACACAGCAGAAGAUGGCUUACACUAUAGCAGAAACCCAUUAGGAGACUUAAUGGAGACAUUAGUUCCACAUCCUGAAUUCAAGAUGUUGGGUCUUCGUAACAUACCUCAGAUGCCUGAAAAUUCCCUUGCAUAUAGCACAUACAGUUGGCCUGGACUCAUCAAACAUCUAAGGCAAAUGCUCAUUGCUAAUGCCAAAAUGGAAGAAGGUAUUGAUUGGCAAGUACAGCCGCCACGUCCGGGCUCCUCCAUUCCCUCCAGCCAUUCCACAAACAAGCUGCUGCAUUUCAAUACUUCCAUUGCCAACCUGGUUAUCCUGAGAGGAAAAGAUACGCACAGUGCAGACUUAGGAAGUUUUCGAGAUCCUUCAUUAUAUACGUCAUGGUUAAACCCUCAGGAUGCUUUUAGUGCAUGGAAAACACCAAGAGCAUUUAAUAAGUAUGAAAAGUCUGCUUCUUUGGUUAGCAAUAGCCAGUUCCUGCUGAAACCUCUUGACAAUGUUGUACGAAAAGCUUGGAAUAUGUUUGCUUCCAAAGCCUAUGUUCACCAGUACACUAAAUAUGGAAUUGAAGAGGAAGACUUCUUGGACAGCUUCACAGCUCUGGAACAAGUUAUCUCCAGUUACACCAUCCUUUGAUUUUUGAAAUCGUCUCUUCCUGAAAGAAUCCAGCACUGGAAGACCUUCCAUCAGCUUCCUAAAGUACAUAAAUCACUGAACUAUAACUAUUUUUCAGUCUUGUGUGCACUGUGUGCCUGUGUUAGAAUAGUAAGAACUGAAUGGGAACUGAGUAUAUUCAUAUGGGCAGGUAUUAUUCAUAUUUAAUAUAUGUAAUAGCUAUUUUUCAAUACAGUUAUCUACUGAAGCUAAAUCUUUGAACAUCAUUUUUAGUACUUGCAUAUUUUUUUAUGAAGACUUUCUAUUAUAAAGGAUUUUUCUCUAGACAUUCUGGCUUCUCCCUUUCCAACUUUUCAUGCUAACACUUUGUCCUAGAAUGCUUCAAUGUUGAUAAAAAUGUACACAAUCAGAAUUAUGAAUCCAAACUCCAUUUGUGUAUCAUUCAGAAGCCAAUAGACUGCCACCUUGUCCUUUACAGCAAAGUAAGGCCUAAAUUCUAUUUUAAGGGCCUUAAUCGUGACAAUACACUGGAAAUUCUGAACCAUCUGAAAAAAAAAAUAAUAAUAAAGAACAGGGUGUUCAUUUUCUUGGUAUCUUGAAAUAAUAUUAGAGAUUAUAAUGAAUUGUAUGCUUUCCUAUCCAUUUCACUGUGCCAUGUUUGUGAUACCUACCACGUUAAAAUAAUGUAUAUAGCAUAUUGGAGAUCUUGGCUAUUUGGUACAGGUUAAGUAUAGGCUUAACAGGGAAAACUACAACUCUUACUGUUCCUAUGUUACAGAGUUAGAAGCAGGUAGUUUAUAUCUAUUUUUUAUUAUUUAAAAAGAUUUAGGAGGAGAAGUGCUGGUAGAUUCCAGAUGCAAGUCCCUGUAAUAUAGCAUCACAUACUGUAUUUCAAAAGUUGAUUUAAGAAACCGGUUCUCUUUUUUUUUUUUUUUUGACAAAUUUUACCACGACCACAAGGUGGUGCCACUGUGAAGCUGCAGCUCGCAAACACUCGGACACAUCAGCCAGAUAGUUACAGGAGCAAGAGAUUGCAAUAGCACAUGGGGGCACGUACUGGAAGCAUUUAAAUAAGGACUUUUCUUUUGAGAAGUGGACAAAUAUUAUAGUUCCCCUUAAAGUCUGUGCUAUUUUCUGCCAGGCUUCAUCUUUAACUAAAGGAUGAGCAAGCCCAUAGUAUGGUAAAUACGUUAAAGACCUUUGCAGUAUGGCUAACGAUGCCCACAUAGAAGUCUUGCCCUGUUAGAAAUUCUGAUUUAGAUUUUAGAUCUUUAAUGAAUUAACACAGUAGUAGAUGCAGGAGUGACCUUGUAAUUCUGCCGGGCUUCAGUUAGAGGACAGCAGACACCAUACAUUACUCUUAUCUUUAUUUCCUUUCCUGGUUUCAUUUAUUUCGUCACUUUUGUUCAGGCCAGGAACAGGAGCACUAAAAUCCCCCCAGGAGCAACUGUUCUUAAAGUAGCUCUGGCACAUGAGAUCUGGAACGGCAAACAAAUUUGUUGACAAGAUUCAAGUAACUGUACAAUCGAACCUGAAGUAAGUAAGUACUGGGGCUAAGUUCAGAAUUGCUCAAAUACUGGUAGAGUAAUAGGUGAUCACUGGAAUGGUUUAGUUUCAAUGCAAGCCACAAUGGAUUCUGAUAAAUUUCAUGGCACUUUAUAGAUAAGCAAUAUUAAUCUCUUAUGUGUUCAAAAAUAAAUUCCAGGAGCUUGUUACUAGUAGGGGAACUGUCAGCACACAACAUUAAAGUUGAGCCUAGUCCAUGCAGAAAAAUUACCUGUGUAAAUUAAGAGCUAUGUUAGUGCUUCAGUUCAACAUCUGACUCAUUAGAGGAUCGUUUGUGGGUGUGGUUGGGGGGGGGAACACAGGAGAGAAGGAAAAGAGGAUAAAGCAGAUGGGGUAAAUGUACCUGGUAACUUUUCAUAUAAAAAGAUAUUUACAUCUACGACAACAGAUUUUGAAAAUAUUCUUCUGGAAAACCACAGUACACAAUCCAACUCAGUCCGGUUUGCUUUCUGUUUUCACUCGGCUGCUUUAAUUCCUGUUUUAGGAACACCCUCUCAAAAGGGAAUGACACAAUAAUCAUGGUUCAACUAUUCAGACAUGCUUCAAGCCCUAUACUGUUUGGAAGUUUAAAACUACAUAUAUAAUUACUUUUUUAUAUACAAUUAUUUAUGAUUAUUUCAUAUUAUUUCACUAAACUACUUCCUGGCAGCUCAGAGUUAGGGGACUGUUAUGAUCAGAAGGGGUUUUCUGGUCUGGUAUUUUUGUCAGUUUAAACUAUUGUCUUUAACUUUGGUAUUUUCACACAAGAAACUGGAGGAAAGAUUGCAUAAGACAUUAAGAUAAACAGCAGGGGCAAUUCAAGUUUGCAGGGAACAAAGGGUCAGGAAAGCAGACAGUAUGGUGAGGUUCUCCCUCUUUCCUCCUUAAAAAGGCACAGGAUGUUUAGCAACAUAGAAAUAAUUUGCCCUAGUGUUUUCAACAGAUAAUGCUAUCAGACUAAGAACUUCUUCCAGUAUCAGAAAUGAAAAUAUUCAUUUCUGAAAAAGUAACUAAGACCCAGGAAGGCAUAUUCUUCCUCAGUGUUACACUGGAUAGGUAAAAGAUUUUUAAAAGCUUAUACAAAUAAGUCCUUUCAGAACCAAGGAAGAGAGCAAUAAGUUAUUGUACUGCUACAUCAAGCAACUUUAUUGCACAAAUAAUUUUGCAUUACAUUAUCUCUAUGUAUUUAUAAUUCUGAGCAUGAAGCAAGCACAGCAGGCACUUACUGCAGCUGUGAACAACGUAGAGCCUUUAUCCAUUCUUUAUAGCUACAUAUGUUAUUUAUGGCUUAUAUCACUUUCAGUUAAAAGAGCAGGAUAUUUGGGUUUCCUUAAGUUUGGCAGAAUUUGGGCCACAUCAGGAAAUAGCAAACAGCUAAGACGUAUAUCCCUAAAGCAAAAAUAGGGAUUUCCUUAUUUAAUCUCAAGUUACAGCAUAUGAACAGCAAAGAAAAAUACUACAGCUCAAAGGCAGCACUAGGCCAACAAGUUCAUUACUGCUUAACAAGGGUAAUUCUGCAGGAACUUGUUCACAAUUAGGAUUCAGGAAAAAUACAGCUUCCAUGCAAAAACGAUUUUCAAAGCAGCAAUAGAGGAUCAAGCCCAUCAGCCAAAUUUUGACAACACAGACUUCUCAAAACUACAAAAAAAAAUGGAGGCAAAACCAGAACUGAAACUGUUGUAUUAGCUGUUAUAGUCCCUUUUGCUGGAAAAGAGAUUGUUAGGAAUUAUUUUAGGCUUCUCUAGGCUUCUUCCUGUCAGUGUUUUUCACUGCUGACCUCAGUUUUGAAAUUCUCACACCCUUUCCCAAACUAAGCCUUCAUUUUUUGAUCUAUGGCUGGAUUCCUCUAUUUUUUCCCCAGGAUGUGGAGAGGAGAGGGUCAUAGUGACAGGAAGUGAAUAACUAUUACCAAAUUUUCAUCAUCUAAAAUUAUAUUAGAAGGUAAAAUAGUCCUUUUCUAUUUUAUUGAGAAAAUUAAUUGUGUAAAGGAUAGCCUGAGCCUGGCAGAGGGCCUUUAUUUCAUUAGAAAUUUAAAUCAGUGAGGUAAUCAAAGGUCAGCACAAGCCAAUGGCUCACUGAGGCAGGGACAGCAGAAUCAGUGGCCUUGACCUAGCCAGUUUUAGGCGAACUACCCACAGGAUGUCUAUAAACCAAGGAACAAUGCGUCAAAUCUCACUAUUGUUUUUUGUAAUGGACAGGUGCAGCUCAGUUGGAAGUUGCUUGAAGGACUAACUAUAGCAGAAAUAUUUAAUGAAUGGGGUAACUUUUAUUUGGUCACCAACAAACAGGACCAAAGUUUAACACGUUACAAGUUCUUAAAAGAUAGUAACAGGCAAGUGACAGGGCCCUGAUAUAGUUAUAAAUACCAUUUAUUUGAACUUACAUAUCAGUGCUUAUAAGGUAAGACUAACUACCAGUAAAGAAAUGACAGUACUUUAGUGAAAAUGCGUAGGGGCUUUUAAGAGGAUUACCUGCACAGAUUUACCAGACAGGAACAGUUCUGGAUUAAGGGCAAAAACCUGUGGUUUCCACAAAGACCAGGACUCUAUCAGUAAGAAAGAAGGAAGUUAUGUAUGAAUUACCAGCCGAUACACAACUAAGAAACAUUAAGGUACAAAAGGGCACUGAAUGAAUAAUUCAUUCCCUUCUGCAUUUGUUAAUAAAUUCAGUAUAGGUAAAUACUAUGAAAUGACAGACCAAAUAUCCAAAAUUAAGUAUUCUUUGACAUCAAAGUGUACUUUAAAGUCUGAGUUUUGCUGUACACCACUUUAAAAAACCACCUAACAGUCAUCAGGAACGUGAUUCAUGGAUCUGAUGUGUUACGAAAAGCUUCAAAAGGAACUGAGCUGCUGCCUUUCCUCUGCUGCUUUCAAGGGCAACCCAGACACUGCUUUACCAAUGCAGCAAAUUCUAGCGUAGGCUUCCUCCGCAAGCCUGCCUCUGGGCUUCCUACCCCACCUCUGCCCACGCUCCAGAAGCACGGCUUGGACACUCAGACAGCCUUUAACCCGCCUGGAUGUAGAGCUGAUAAUCCUGAAUUUUAACUAUAGAGCCUUUCCGGCUCUUUCAGUCAAACUGGAAGUUCACAAUGGACCCUUCUGAUUUCACAUUGUAUGAAUCCUCUCCCUCUAGACAGCCACUUCCCCUCUGUCCGGGUGGGGGUAAUGAGUCACCUACCUCAGUGAAUCAGCAGAACCUGCUUAACCCUUUCCCAGAUGCAUGAACAGCUGCAAAUAGGGUGGUGUUUCCAACGAAUUUCAUUGCCAGUGAUACAGAGCAAACUGGAAAAGCUGAAGAUAUCCUGAGAUAAGAGAUCAGAGAGGCUGCUUCUGCUCCUUAGGAACCAGGAAACUUAAAGGCAAUUUUUAUGUGUAUACGUUCAAUGACAACACUCAUGGUUGCACUACAGUGAAUAGAUGGAAGAAGUCUAAACCUCAGCCCCACGUCUCAUACAUGCCUGAGAGAUUCUGAAUGGUGACUGCUACAAGAGUUUAGCAGUAUAAAGCAAUGUCACAGGCCUCUGUACGGAGGCAUGUGACUAAGGUUGCAGAAAGCCUUGUCUGCUUGUCUUAGAAUCAGUUUUGUUUUUUUUUUAUUUUCUGAAGAUGGAAUGUUACACCAUAAGAGAAAAGCAAAAUGAGGACUUUCUCCAGGCCAAGAUUCCCAUUUUGAAAGAAAAAAAUAAAAAAUAAAAAUAAAAUAAAAUAAAAUAAGCCACUGGUUAAUAGAAAAAAGACAGAAGAAACAUUUCUCAACACUUCUCGUUUGAGCUUCAGUAAGCUGUGAGCUCUUGUUUCCCUAAUUAUACAUGAUGAGAAAUUAAUACCACUUAAAUGGCAUAUAUGCAUUUAAAUGGGUGCGUUCUCCAGAAAUGAUUAUUGUACAUAUUUGGUUACACAUGCAGUGUAAUGUUUAUUCAAAGGCUCACAAAAAUACACUUCAGUUGCCUGAGAAUGGUGUAAUUGUGGUCAGAUGGCAUGAUUUAAUUUGAACUUUUGCCCAGCAGGCUCCAAUAUGUAAUAGAUCAUUUACUGAAGCAUGUAAGCAGAACACCACUGAAGGAGCCAAAUGGAAAGCAGCCUUAUCCCACAUGCUGAAGGUGUAAUAAAAUACUGACUCUGUACUUCUUGGUUGGCAAGGGCAGCUGUAGGUUCAUUAUAAUAUCCUCAAUAAGAAUGGUUGGAGCUGGGCAAUAGUUCAGAGCUACUGCUCUCCAGAUGGCUCAGAACAAUACCGAGUUCGAGAAUACAUAUUCCCUUGUAAGCCUGCUUGCUGCUGGAUGGCAUGCAUUUUUACCCCUUACAAAGAAAACACUGGGAAAUUUCCUCCUCACCCCACUUUGAGCAACUUCAGCCUGUAUUACAACGUGACUCUGAGUCACCUGGACAGCAAAUGUUUUAUACAGCUAUUUGACAUUGUAUGUUAGCAACUUCUCCUUCUGAGGCUGAAUUUUGGUGGAGAAACCUUGUACUAGUAUUUGGCAACUGAUGAACAGAAAUCCAAUUAAAUACUCUUCUCACAAGAAGAAAGCUUCCGUUCCCUCCCUACUACGCCUUAACUCAGGUUUUCAUAUUAUUUUCCUCUAUAAAGAUUUAGUCAGGCUUCUCCACAAACCCAGUAUUUUCACGGUGAAGUAUAAUUAUAUACAACUAGAUCUAAACCUAAUGCAGACUGAAAGGAUAGCCUAUUUUUCAGUGCAUAAAGGAAACUGAAUGUGCUUUAGUACACAUGGGAUCCUGCUCAAGUCGAACAAAACUCCCGUCAACAGUCAAGCCUGAACUUGUCCAAAAAUUGCUAAGCACCAAGGACAGUCAGGGCUACAAGAACUGAGCAGAUGAGCUAUAAGUAACCAUUUUAAGCUAGGACUCUCAGGAUCAGGUCUGCCAAAUAGUUAAGCACUUUCAUUAGUCAUUUAAUCAGAACGAUCAUCUCGCUCAGAGCUGAAAUCUUUUGCCAAAGCCCCGCACAGGAGACUUCCACACUUUACUUAAAAAACACCAGGCUCCUGGUGAGCAGCCAUCACGUUUUUAGUUCAUGCAGAAAUGCUGCAGUGUGAUUUGCCACAUGCAGAAGCGUUUAAGACAAGUUUACAUACAACUGUUAAGUGAGACAACAGAAUUAGGAUCACCAAUCGCAUUAGCACAGGUCUAGUAGAAAUACUGCUUUGAACUUUUUUUUUUGUCAACCUUUACUUUGAACUUAACUAAAUACUUGCUUCAGGCAUCUUAAAAGUUUCUCUUCCUGCUGCUCCCCAUCUCGAGUCUCCUUAUGCAACAUGCACGGGUACACGUGACUAGGUCACAAGAGGUCAUCUGGACUGAAGUGAGACAUGAGGAUCAGGGAAUGAGAAAUGCGAAAUCUGUUUUUAUGGAAAUAUCCUGAAUAUUACAGCUAUCAAGAAAACAGCUGCAGCAAAUGAGAAGCACGGCAGAGUUUUUGUGAACAUGGCUAGAUUUGUACAGAGUUGUAAACCUAAAAGUUCAUUUUUCCUUUAAGCAAAUCCGUUUUUUUUCAGAGGCAGAAAAGAAAUGCCGAGCACCCAAAAUUGCUGUUUCAAGCCUUUUUACAGAUGGAAUGAACCUAAUAAACAUGUAGUCUCAGGAAAGACAAAUGGUCCCUUAAAACUCAUAUGGUUUCUACAUGCAAGUGUGAGCCUCAAAUGAAGUAUUUGCGGUUUAGUUAGCAUUAGUUACUUUUGCAAGAGAAUUGCCAAUUUCUUUUCUGACAUGUUGGAAGGAAAAUAGAGGUACCACAAAGUCACUGCAUACAAACAUAAGCUUUGGGAAAAGCAUCUAAUCCUUCAAAAAAAAAAAAAUGUAGACUUUGUCGAAUGGUUCAAAGCAGAUCUUAACCUUCCCAGGCACACAGGCCACUGGUGGUGCCCAAGUAGCUUGGAGCCCUGGCUGACAUCUGCCAUAUCAGUGCCACCUUCCAAAGAAAAGGCUUUAGAUCUUAAAUUUCAUGUAGAUCGGCCAGCAUUCAAGAAAGUUCAUGGGUGACUACCUACAGACUGAUGUCAGCAAUCGUAACUGAUUGCAAUCUUGCAUAAAACCAGGCUGACACUUCAGUGUUCCUAAAUUUCCCUAGAUUCGAGAUGCCUUAAAUCAUCUGCAUCAAACACAGUCCUUCCCUCACAGGAGGAGGAACAUGGAGGAGGACCACAGGAGUCACCCAAGAAAAGACACCUUUUACAUGGACAGAAACGCAGCUUCUGAGGCCAUCAGGAGACGGGUGCGGUUUGCAGAGCAGCUAUCGAAGCAGGGAACAAUACACUGAGCUGACAAGUCCUAUCUCCUGCUUUUCAUCAGGAAACAGCAGCUAGUUUCCUUAUUACCAACUGCCUGGGCAACUCAUUUAAGCUUCUUGGAAAAGCAGAACAAUUAAGCUGGGAGUAACUCCUUUGAAACACGGAAGAUGCAGCACACUUACAUAUCCAUAUCUGAACAGCUUGUCAAAUGAGGUUUAAAGAAAGGUGACCUUUGAUUUAAUGCUAAUGUAGUCAAUACUCUUUGAAUCAUUCCAUGAGUGAAUAAUAAAAAAAACCCUCCAGCAAUAAAAAGGGCAAUGUUAAAGGCAAACUAAAACAAAGCUUGGGCCAUUUAACAGGUUCACAAGUGCAUUUCUUACUUUUUAACACAACUGAUAUCACUGGCAGUGAACGGGCUCAGUGACUUCAGAGCCCAACAGCCUCUUCAGUUUGAAUUCAACACAGAGCCAUACUCAGCUUUUUUGACCAAACUACCAUUUGGCUGAAUUCCUGCUGCACGCCAAGAAGCCCAGCACAGGUUGCUGGGCAGUUCCUGUCUGCUUUUACCUGGACAGCCAAAUAUCUGAAAGACAUUUGAUGACAGUUUCUGCAUUUGAGCUCCUUUCGCUUUGACAACUGGCCCAGGUUGUCACAGCCUCUCCUAUUCACACCACCACCAAAAUAUUGUUGUGCUGCCUUUUAUGAAAGCUGAGUGGAUUUUUGUGCCCUCAAUUAGAAACCUGAAUUACAAAGUCACAGCUCAGAGUUCUUCUGCAUAAUCCCUUUAAAAAUGAGUUUGCAAGAGCAUAUGCAAAUAUUUACCCUCUAUCUGGUUCUGAACACAUUAGCAGGCUAUUUCACAAGGAAAGAGAUUGCUUCACUCCGUUUCCUGAAGAGGUUCCAGCAAUCCACCGAGGUUCCAGCAAUUAAACCCUCACCUGGACCAGUCUGGGGCGAGAGCCCAGCAGGAAGCCCUCCCUGGCUCUCCCCCCUUCAUGCUCCAUUUAAUGCUGCAAUCCGGUCAAGGCUGGGUAAAGUACUUACUGUGUAGUUUUUUCUUCUUCCCCUCCAAAGAAAUAAAAAACAAAAAAAUAUGGGAAAAAAACAGAAAUUUAAAUCCCAGAAGAGCAAUUUCAAUUACUGCAUGUGAUUACAUUGAACCUUUUAACUGCUGAUUACAGAGUAUUUUUUUUUUAACCAUGUGCUUCAAAGAAAACUGCAAUUAUUUUUACCUCUGAGGAACACACCCAAUCACCACUUAUUUCUACACCUGCAAUAAAUUUUGUCCACUAACAUUUAUAUUUGUGCUUGAUGAUCACAGAAACAUCCACAGUAUUUGUGCUUGCAAUUAGUGCUGCCUGCAGUGAGAAGGAGGCAGAUUCUAACAAAUUAAAUAAUGAAAUCCAAAAGCACAGCAGGGAAGGACGUUCAGGAACGACAUUAAGCCAUCUUCAAGUACUAGUGACAAGUAUCUGUUAGCACGACAGGCAGCUGGGUCAUUUUAGAGGGAAGUGCUUUAACAAGAAACAGUGUGACACUGGGGCAGAGGGAAGGAACUGCAGACAGGGAGCAAGUUUCCUGGUGGCUUUUACGGAGCUAAAUGUGGUGUGGAACUGGGCGAUUCAAUCUAACACGGCCCAUCCCAGUCUGUUGGCCCAGUGCGACCGUUUCUGCUUUGUUUACAUCAACACAAUCCUUCUUGCCCUGAUCAGGUACGUCGUGGCUGCCACGGAGGGGAACAUGCCAGCCAGCAUGCUCAUGGCUCAGCCAGCCCCCAAAGUACACUGAGGAGGGACGAGUGACAGGUCGUCGGGUGGUAAGGGCGUGAAGAGGGGAUCAGCUGUGAUCCUGUCUGACCUCAGCUCUGAUGCACUGCGUGGAAUUGCUGGCCAACUUUCUGCUUUGUUUCCUAUUUACAGUGAGUGCAUUUGUGAAAGCAGAGAUUUAGCCAUGUUCCACAGAUAAGACUAAAAACUCUAACACCUUAAGGUCAUCUUUUGCUUGUUUAACCACCCAUUAGUUGUUAUGAGGGCUAUUUACUUCUGUGUGAUUUUUAAUUCCAAGAAAAAGAAUUUAUUAUUCAGUGUCUAAACUGCAAGAAGAAUCAGAUAAAUUACAGUGACAUGUGCUAAGGUUGCUGCUCUUGCGACAGAGCUCUCUUUGAAUCCUUCUCUAACCCAUUUUAAACUACAUGAGUGACUGCUUCCAGUGUAAAAUUAAAAAUACGUACAACAAAAGGAAACUUUGGGUUAAGGGAGCAAAACACAUUUUCAGAAGAAAUGCUAAAAGCUCUGUGUCUUUGAAGCCACAAAAUGCAAUUGCUAAUUUAUCUUCUAUAUUCACAAUCACCAGAGAAUGCUUGAAAUAACAAAUUUCACAGCACAACAACCAAAUUCAAUAUACAAAAAUAGAAACAAUCCAGCUGAAAUAAACACGGGAAAUCAGUUAUUUGUUUAUUUAAGCAAACAUAAAACUUUCCAUUUUCAAAUCUCACUAGGUUUGCAUAACUUCCAUUUCUAUUACUUUUUACCUUUUACCAAAGUCACACUGUCUCUCAGUGACUGAACAGGUAGAAGCAAGUAGAACGAGCAGUCCCUUUGUUAAAUAUUUUUAGAAAGCUUCAAAACAACAGCAUAGCUUAUCAGAAUGGAUGCAUACAAACAUGACUUGCAGAACAGUAUGUAUGUAUUUCUCACUGUAUGUGUGUAUACAUAUUGAAAUACAAGUGAGAGGAAAGCUUUCAGUCUGUCUAGCAAUUUUUCACUACUAAUCAGUAGGCAAGGAGGCAUAAUUAUAACAAGACUGCUAAGGCAUUUAGAAAGGCAUUAUUUAUUGGGUCAAGCUUAGAAAGUUUUUUUUUCCUCCUUUUGUAAUUAUUACAAUUUCCUCAUCUCUGGAUGACAGCAUACCUAAAUAAGUAAAUUUCAUUUACUCUCACGGAAGACCAUCAGACACUACUAGAACUGUGAAGUAAAUACCAGUGUCCGUAGGACGAACGGCAGAUUUGAGGAAAAACCACUGCCACUAAAACUGGGGAAAGCUGCGAACAGCUGUUUCAUUAAUCCAAAUACCCUGAAGAAAAAUCAAACACCUAUGAACUGCUGGCAUGAUCUAUUACAACAUGCCAAACUAACAUUUUAGUAGACUGAAAAAAGUAAAGUAUCAAAAAGAACCAUGAGGGUGGUUUUUUUUGUUUUUUUUUUGAGUAUGUAUCGUAUUAGAGUAAGUUCUUUGCUACAUAAUUGUCAAAGACCUUAUUUAGUCCAAAAAAAAAAAGCUACUAUGGCCAAGAAUUAAGAAAUACUAUUCAUCUUUUAAAAAUCAUUGGGGCAAAUGAAUGGCCUUUAUGCUUUUAACUAUCUCACGGUGCCUCCCAGCACUCGGAGGUUUAGAUAUUUAACGUAGUCAGCAGCUCUACUGAGAAAGUCCAUAUUACAAGCCUCUCCAUUCACUCCGUAAGAAUGUUUAGAGUUAUACAUGAAGCAUACAAAAUAAACAUUACAAACCUUACACACAAUUGAGAUGAACCUUGGAAAGAUGCUUUAUGCAUACUGCUGCACUGCGUGACUUCUGCACUCAUUUCUACCGGAACUUAAAAACAUUUAUAUGCUACUGAUGUUCAAUGAAAACAGUUGGAGAUGGAUGAGCAAACGGUCAGAUGAAAGAUACCAAAAUGUCAGACAGCCUACCGACUGUUGUUGCCAUGAGAUCCAACAGUCAACAUCAGUCUGAUAAGCUAUCCGACAGGAUGGUACAGCCAUGAAGAUGUCACGACGGUUGGCAACACAAGAGGACAUUCAGGCAGGAUUGAACAUAAUACUUAUUCUCUCACCUUGCUCGGGAUCUGCCCUACCCUAAUACAGGGAUAAGCCUAACCUAAGCGAGAACAAAAUCUAGCUACUUUGUGCUCAUAUUCCACCUUUUGAUAACACUAACUGAAAGUCAAAUUCUUGUUAGUUAAUGCCCCGUAGGAUAAAAAUGAAAAACAAUAGUUCUGAAAUUGUUGGAGUUGCAAUACAUACACUGUAGAAGUGGAAUAGGUAUCUACUUACUAAAGAGGGAAGAGAUCAGUUUUGGUAUGGGUUAUGUCAUAUACAUUAAAACUGGAACACACCGAUUCCUAAUAAUGUUCUAUAAAUGUCUCAAUUUUAAAGCAUAACUGUAAGGUUCUCUAUGGUUCUACACAUCAUUGUUGGGUUUGACACCAAUUCUGUUUUCAGAUGGAAUUUUUACUCUUCAUUGCUCAUGGCGCUGUGAUCAGUGGCAAAUGUCUACAAAGAAUUUAUGCUAACAAACACAGCUAGCUAGCUAAUUUGCCUGCAUGAAACAUACUUCAAGUUAUUACCAGUGAGCCAUACUUCAAGUUAUUUGCUUUCUACUUUCUUCUGCUAAAUAAGAAGUUCUUAAAGAAAGAAAAAAAAACAACCAAGAAUAAAGGGCGGUUUCAGCACCAUUUGUGCAGGAAGGAUGAGUAAAGCAUGCACUUCAUGGGAUUAAGGCUUAAUAACGAAACUGAGUAUACAAAAGUGGAGAGGAAAAGAAACAGUUUAAAAAGACUGACACAAGAAAUUCUGGAAUGAUCAAAGAUGACUUUAUAAAGUUUUAUCUUAACUUCAUUCUAAAUAUACAGAAUAAAAAAUGCCAGCUUCAGCAUUUUGACAUCAAUCAUCUCUGCUAACAUCAUGAAGAUUAAAGGGUGGCUUUUCCAACCGAGAGCACGUGCAAUGCAAUGGGACACUGGAGAAUUGAGAUGGAAUAACCUUACCGUGAGGGACAUGCAACAGUUUUUACCCAAUCUGUAUUCAUUUAUAUACAUUUUGAUGGUCUUGAAAGUUAAGGAAAAAGCAAAACAGCCACCCAUCAAAAUAAAAAGUUACCCUCAGGUCAGUCUGAAGUUAAAUCAGGAAAUAUUAAAUCGGUUUUGGAAGUAAUUUGGAUGGACAACAUCUGUGUUAAACAUUUCACAUCACAUUGUCCAUUCAUAUGUCCAUAACACAACCCAGACAUGUAAAGCAUUUAUACCUUUCCUUAAUAUCUUUAAGUUUGUCAAUGAAACGUCUGCUCUAAGAGUCAAAUUACUUUCAAAAUAAAAUAAAAACCUGUUAUAGUUGAAAAUUGAUGUUAAAAAGUUUUCCCCCAUUUUGAAUAAUGCUGAUUUUUAAAUAUAUGGAAAGAUGUGUCAUUUUUCAUGUCUGUUAAAACCCAUCCCAAGGGGUUUUUUUUCCCAAGCUCAUUUGGUUUUUUCUUCAGAGUACAUCUUCUGUUGCAGUCGUUUGGCAUAGCUUUGGGCCAUGGAGUUGAUUAUAGAUAAGAUAAAAUAACAAACCAUGACAAUCACCAAUUUUU